AUUUCCCAGCAGCUUCAAACGGUCAAAUAUUAGAAUUUGUUUUUCGUCUGUCGCCCGCCAUCAUCAUCUUCUACCAAACAGAAUCAAAACUAUAUUUCCAUUUACUUAAUACAAAAGUCUUAGUCAAAUGUCUUCUCGUGCUUCAUAAUCGAAGCAAACAAAAUAAAUAUAAUCACUUUGCAUUUAAUAUUGUAAUAUUUAAUUCUUCAAUUCCUUAGUUUCUGUUAUUAUUACUUAUCAUCUUCUUCUUUUCUUCUUUGACAAAAAAAAAAAAAAACACAUAAAUGGAUACUCAUCUGUUCUUGCCAUCCCAUGUACACUCCAUGAUCACCCUCUUCUUUCUCUUACUUUUUGUUUCAUCAUCUUACUGUGAAGAUGAUAAGCACUAUACAGAGUGCAGGAAAACCUUUUCAUGUGGAAAUUUACAUGGUCUUUAUUAUCCUUUUUGGAGCGAUGAAAGGUCUAAAAUAUGUGGUGACCAAAGGUUUAAGCUCCGCUGCGAAGAAGAUCAAUUUCCUGUUCUAAGUAUCACAAAUCAAGAUUUUCGGUUACUGUCCGUUGAUGACUUCGGACGAAUAACGAUUACAAUCGUUCGAAUGGAUUUAUUUGAAAGUAUUUGUCCGGUGAAUAUCGCUGAAAUUCGUCCGAUUACUAUCGACAAUGCUCUCUUUUUAGAUGAACAGGAGGUUCAAAACGUUACUCUAUUCUACAAUUGCUCAGCGGAAAAACCUCCUUUUCCAAACUACAGAUUUUCAUGUGAUGUAAAUGGAGAAGAAAGGCCUGCAUAUUAUGCGACUGGUGAGUGGGAGAUAGACCACCUUUCCAACUAUUGUAACAUCGAAUUGCAGGUCCCGAUUUCUGCAUAUCGUAUCGAAAUUAUUUGGAACGGGCUUCGAAAUUUUGAGAGAGUUUUGAAAGCUGGAUUUAAUGUUGUCUACAAGCCCGAUGAAAUGUGCGAGAGAUGUAGCGAUUCAAGUGGGAUUUGUGGUACCAACUCCACUACUUCCAGAUUCACCUGCCUUUGCCAUGAUCGUCCUUAUCCUAUGAAUUGUCCUAACGUUGAUAGUCGAAGGGUGACGCUCAAAGUCGUUAUUGGUAUUGUGGCAGUCGUUGUGGUACUUGGAAUUUUAGUCACUUGUGGUGGCCUCAUUUAUUGUCGGAAAAAGAUUCCAACGGUUUUCCUACGGAGUAAUAACCAAGAUUUUGAGGCCUUUCUAGAAAAUCAUGGGCCUCUAUCUGUGAAAAGAUACAGCUUCUCAGAAGUGAAGAAAAUGACCAAUUUUUUCAAAGAUAAACUUGGCCAAGGAGGCUAUGGAAUUGUGUACAAGGGCAAGCUAAAAGACGGACAUUUUGUAGCGGUAAAGGUCUUGAAUGCUUCUAAAGGAGAAGGAGAAGAAUUCAUCAAUGAAGUUGCAAGCAUUAGUAGAACUUCUCAUAUUAAUAUUGUCACUCUUUUAGGGUUUUGCCUCGAGGGUCAAAAACGAGCUUUAAUUUAUGAAUUCAUAUCUAAUGGGUCUCUUGAAAAUUUCAUAUGCUCGCAAGGUAUUUUGAAGAGUGAUUAUCAUUUAGGAUGGGAAAUUAUGCACGAAAUUGCAAUUGGAAUAGCUCGAGGAUUAGAGUAUUUGCAUCGUGGGUGUAAAACAAGGAUUGUGCAUUUCGACAUAAAGCCUCACAACAUUCUUCUUGAUGAAAAUUUUUGCCCAAAAAUUUCAGAUUUUGGACUCGCAAAACUAUACACCAAAAAAGAAAGUAUACUAUCAAUGUUAGAGACUAGAGGAACUAUUGGGUAUAUAGCACCGGAGGUUUUCAGCAGAAACUUUGGUGGAGUUUCGUACAAGUCUGAUGUUUAUAGCUAUGGAAUGCUGGUCUUAGAAACGGUUGGAGGGAGAGAGAAAGAUGAGGUCGGGACAAAUGAUAGUAGCAAUGAGAAAUAUUUUCCAUACUGGAUUUAUAAGCGAAUUGAGUUGGGAAAUGAAAGCAAAUUGUAUGGAGAGACUUCUACGGAAGAGAAAGAAAUUGUUAGGAAAAUGACAUUGGUUGGUUUGUGGUGCAUACAGACAAAUCCAUCUGAUAGGCCAUCAAUGAGUAAGGUUAUAGAAAUGUUAGAAGGAAGCUCAGAAUCCCUUAAAAUCCCACCAAUGCCUUUACUAUUUUCUACUCCAGAAUCUCCUCCACUCUGUUCAUUCACUACAUCAACAGCCUGAUGUUAUGCAUUUUAUUUAUGUUUUCUUUGGUUUGAAUGAAUAUACAAACUUAAACUGACAAAAACACAUCUUGAAAUAUACAAAACUCAUUUUAUUUAUCGUUCA
Messenger RNA from Jatropha curcas, 2309 nucleotides. The record is from RefSeq and is a predicted model, not a curated record. Lineage: Eukaryota; Viridiplantae; Streptophyta; Magnoliopsida; Malpighiales; Euphorbiaceae.